AGCAGACCUGGCGCUGACAACAACUGAGUGCAAUCAAGGCUUUACUCUGCCAGAAAAGUGAGGACAUGUCGUAAUGUUUUCUUCCUCUUCGGGUUGACCAAACGAACAGAAACGAUUGUGAUAUUUUGGCUUUUUGUUUAUAUUCUUCUGCAGUAUUGUAGAACUAAUCGCCUCGGAGGAAUCGCUUUAUGUUUAAAUAUCCAAUUUCCUACAUCGUUGAAUGCGGCAUCGUUGACUUUGCCUUGUCAUCAUGUUGCCGUCCAGCUGAUUGCCAAGGCACACAGUUUCAUCAGCAACAAUGUCUUCCUAUAUCCUCGGUGUAGACGUGGGCACCACGUCGGUAAAAGCAGUUUUAUUAGAAACGGGCUCCAGGUCGGUGACUGCGAGUCACACAUUGCCGACUUCCUGCGAUCUAAUAGACCUCAGCGGGAUAAAGGCGAAAGAGCAGGAGACCGGCCGGAUCAUCGACACUCUGAACCGGUGCAUCGGUCUGCUACCUCGACGCAAACUGCAGCACGUCAUCAGCAUCGGGCUGUCCGGACAGAUGCACGGGGUUUUACUCUGGAAAGCGAGGAGCGGUUGCGUUUGGUCCAAGAGGGACUUCUUCACAAGCGGAGACACCAGUCAGCUGAUCACCUGGCAGGAUGGGCGUUGCAGCAGCGACUUCCUGUCCUCUCUUCCAAAACCAGACUCGCAUCUCAGCGUAGCCACGGGGUUUGGCUGUGCAACAAUCCUCUGGCAUGCAAAGCACAGGCCGGAGUUCCUGGAGGACUUCACGGUUGCAGGUACCAUCCAGGACUACGUGGCGUCCAUGCUGUGUGGUUUGGACGGGUGUGCGAUGACGCCCCAGAACGCAGCCAGCUGGGGCUUCUUCAACACCUCCUCCAACCAGUGGAAUGUCGACAUCCUGAAGGGUGCCGGCUUCCCCUUGCACCUGCUUCCUCAGUGUGUGCGAUCUGGUGACUUGGCGGGACAAACGUGCUGUGACUGGCACGGUAUCCCUGCUGGUACGCCAGUGGGGGCCGCCCUGGGAGACAUGCAGUGCUCUGUCUACUCCUGCAUGAGCGCGCGAACAGAUGCAGUUCUUAACAUAAGCACUUCAGCCCAGCUGACCUUCGCCAUGCCAGCCGACUUCAGACCUCCAGAUUCUCCUCAGCCAGCCUCCUCUAUCUCCUACUUCCCCUACUUUGAAGACUCGUACUUGGCGGUGGCGGCUUCACUCAACGGCGGGAAUGUAAUGGCCACUUUUGUGGGGAUGCUCACUUCCUGGAUGAAAGAGCUCGGUGCGGAGAUGAGUGAUUCGUGCUUGUAUGAGAAGCUGAUUCACUGUGCGCUGAAUCAGGGAACGAGCGACCUGAGGGUGAGCCCCACGAUCCUGGGGGAGAGGCACAACCCGCUCUGCCUGGGCCAGGCCGCCAACAUCUCCACCAGCAAUCUCUCCCUGGGUCAUUUGACCAGGGCGCUGUGCCGCGGAGUCCUGGACAACCUCACCUCCAUGAUGCCCGCUGAGCGCCUAGAGCAGGCGGGGGUCAACAGGAUUGUGGGCAGUGGGAGCGCCAUCACCCGCAAUGAGGUGCUCAGGCAGGAGGUGGAGAAGACGUUUCCCCAGCAGGUGGUGUACGGGCAAAACGCAGACUCGGCCGUGGGCGUGGCCAUUGUCCUCUGUGAUCUACUCUGAAUGAGUUGUAAACCCCACCAGCGAAUCCCUGUCUGUGUACAGGAUUACGUGAACAUUUUGCACGCGCGAGAGAACCUUAAAGAAUGCCAUCGCUUCGUUUUAAAAAGGGAACAAGCAAGGAAAGUGAAAUGCUCCGACGUGUUUCGCUCCGACUUUACACAAGAUGCCUUGUGUAAAGUCCAUUUUGUCAGUUGCUGAAAGGCAUUUAAUAAAAUCCAUGAAGUAGAAGAAAAUCACAGCGCUGCUGGACUGCUUUGAAGAUCCCAGAUUUAUGAUCUCUGUAUUUGAGGGUCGACUCCUCCUUGACGAGAUGAGGUGUAGCCGCCAUCAGCUGUGUUGGCAUUCGAGCAGAAAAUAGGCCAUGAAGGAGAUGUUUAUUUUUCACAUCCGUCUGUCUCAUGGCUUUGAAAUGUCGCCGCACUCGCGAAGGAGCUGAUUCUCUUUUUAAAUUAUCACUCACCAUCUCAUUGAGUCUAAAAAGAUGUCACCACAUUAUCCCGACACGGUGGUCCCGCCUGGAUUGAAAAGAAAACGUAAAAUGUGACAUGCAAUAUAGUUAAGAUGCAGUUCAUAUGCAUCCAUAAUCCCGAUUCAUGAGACUGUUGCAGCGUAGUGGAGUUAGAAGCCCUGCUCUACUUAAUAUGGCACCUUUAUCACCAAUGUAUUGUAAACUCUGUACAUCUGUCUAUGUCGGGAUCCUGGAGGAAUGAUGGGGAAUGGGCACAUCUGUAGGACCUUUUUCUAGUGAGCUGAUUGGUCCUUAGAUUAAUGUUUUGAAUCUGAUUCUUCACAGGUCCUUGGAUUUAAAGAUGCUGUGCUUUAAGGGUCCCUGUUGUGGGAGGGAGAGCUUUAAGUUGCAAUGAAAUUAUUUGUGUUGUUUUCUAUCAAGAACCCCAUCUAGAUUAAUGAUUAAUGAUUACUGCACUUUCUUUGCCGUCUCUUAAUUUGAAGUCUUAAUCUUCCAUUUUGAACUGUGAGCUCCUCACAGAGUGGGAACAUGUCCUUGAUUGCGGUCAGUUUCUUUGUAUUAUAUGUUAAUUUUGCUUAUACCACUUUGUUGUGCCGCUGAUUUUUGAUACACAGAAUAUUUCUAGCAGCAAUGUUGGCAUUUUCUGUAAUAUUGACUAAAUACAGUUGUGAGAAACACACACACACACACACACACACACACAAUAUCAGUGUUAGUAAUGCCAGUCAUUCGGGCCAAAAAUGGAACCACAAUUAUAUAUGCAGUUAUGUUUUCGCUCAUUAGCUCACAGCUUAUGUGGUUAUCGUACAAAUAAAGCAGUGUUAAUAACUUC
Messenger RNA from Cyclopterus lumpus (lumpfish), 2979 nucleotides. RefSeq names its product sedoheptulokinase (gene shpk). The transcript has 7 exons. Gene Ontology annotation, biological process: cellular response to lipopolysaccharide; carbohydrate metabolic process. Gene Ontology annotation, molecular function: sedoheptulokinase activity. Gene Ontology annotation, cellular component: cytosol. The record is from RefSeq and is a predicted model, not a curated record. NCBI's taxonomy places the organism in Eukaryota, Metazoa, Chordata, Actinopteri, Perciformes, Cyclopteridae. The coding region runs from base 299 to 1678 and encodes 459 amino acids.